UAAUUGAUUCUCCAACAAAAUAUCAAGUAGUGUCUGGCCGACUGCUUCGUAGAUGGGAAAGCAAAAGGUGGUGAUAAGGCUCGGCAUGACGGAUGCAAGGAAGGUCUCCAAGGCCCUCAAAAUUGUGGUUGGAUUCAAUGGUGUAACAUCUGCGAGUUUAGAUAGUAAGAAGAAGGACCAAAUAGUAGUUGGUGGUGAUGGGAUCGACCCAGUUUCCCUGGUAAAAAGGCUAAGAAAGUAUAUGAAAUGUGUAGAGUUACUUAAAGUGGAAUCGGAGGAUGAGAAGGAAGAGAAAGACAAGUCCAAGGAUUUGAUCAAGGCUAUGGAGCUCCUCGGUUGGCCUCAUCAUUUUGGCAUAGGGCACCCAUAUACAUAUUGUCUAGAUUAUGACCCUUGGUGCUGCAUCAUGUAGAAUUCUGGCCAUCCUAAUAUAUUGUAAAUUUGGAUGGUUUAGAUGGGAUGGUUGAUGAACAGUUUGAUUAGCUGUGGAAGAAAAUUUGCUUUCCUUUAGUUGUGUAAGUUAGGUUGGAACCAGACGAAGUACAUGUAUGUGUUGGUAGUUUAGGUGGGGCUUGUUUAUAUUGUCGGAUGUCAUGGUAACUUUGAUGUACUACAACAAAUAUAGUUUAUAGUAUCCGAAUUUUAGCAUGUUUGACAAAA
Molecule: messenger RNA, 660 nt
Organism: Phoenix dactylifera (date palm)
Lineage: Eukaryota; Viridiplantae; Streptophyta; Magnoliopsida; Arecales; Arecaceae
Source: RefSeq, a predicted model, not a curated record